CAGAGUUGUGCGAUUUUUGCACUGCUAAUAGUCGACAUCCACUUCUUCGGUACGUUCCGUUUUCGGCAAACGCAACGCAAAAAACACAGGAUGCCGGCCUCUGUCUGCAUUUUAUUCAAACACCUUUCCUACACAGUCUCACGUCGUUGUCUCAUCCACGCAUCUCGUUCUCCCCUCACUCUCUUCCUCACAAGCCACAAGGCGAGGGACCGCUCACCAUGGGCCUCACGUUCAAUCACCGCAAAGCUUUCAACUUCUUCUUCUACUCCCACAAAUACAGAGUCCUUUACUUCUCCCUACCUCUCCGUCCACAUUCGCUGUCCAAAAGAUGCGGCUGAUAUGCUUUCAGAAGCUCUUUUAUGCUUUGGUGCUAGUUCUACCUCCAUGGAUGAAGAAGAUACCUUUGAGAAUUGUGACAAGAUUUUUAUUAAUACUAUAUUUCCUGAAGGCGAGGACGUAAAUUUGUGCAUUUCACAUGCUUCUAAUUCUAUAGGCAUGAAAGAAAUUCCUGAUUAUGAAGUCAAAAUGGGUGAGCAGUACAAUUGGAUAAAGAAAACUCAGGAAUCAUUUCAUCCAGUUGAAGUUACUGAAGGAAUUUGGGUUGUGCCGGAGUGGAGAACUCCUCCUAAUAUUCAGGCAACAAAUAUAAUUCUGAAUCCUGGGUUAGCAUUUGGAACUGGGGAGCACCCUACUACUAAGAUGUGUCUGUUGCUAUUACACAGCUUAAUAAAAGGAGGAGAACUCGUCUUGGAUUAUGGCACAGGCUCUGGAGUUCUCGCAAUCGCAGCCCUGAAGUUUGGUGCCGCCUUAUCAGUUGGAAUUGAUAUAGAUCCCCAAGCAAUUACAUCUGCACGCCAGAAUGCUGCUCUGAAUAACAUGACACCUGAUAAAAUGCAAUUACACCUGGUUUCUGGCAAAAGCUGCCCUCCUUUAAUGGAUGCAAAGACAUGUGGAGUUGUGGAAGAACAGAAGUCAAAUGGAAUGGGGAUCUCUGGAAGAGAGAAGUAUGAUGUGGUCAUUGCCAAUAUACUUUUAAAUCCUCUAUUGGAUUUGGCAGGUGAUAUUGUCUCUCAUGCCAAGCAUGGAGCAAUCAUCUGCCUCUCUGGUAUUUUAUCCCAGCAGCUUCCAUAUAUAGUAGAGCGAUAUUCGCCAUCCUUAGACGGCAUAUCAGUGUCGGAGAUGGAUGGUUGGGUCUGUGUGAGUGGCAGAAAGAUGAGAAAUCUUGCUGACAGCUGAGGUUGCUGCUCUGAUUAACAUGUUGAGCAGUUGGCAUAUAACGCUGAUCUUUGCUCUUCGAUGUCAAGCCCUUUGGUGUACGCUCGGUAGAUUUGUACAAGUUGUCCUUGAGUCUGAGUUGCUACUCACCAUUAAUUGGUGCUACAACAUUUACUUGAACGAUCUUGUUAAUUUAACAUUGGGUUGAGUGAACACCUGCUUUACCUGGACUAAAACGAACUGAUCUUUUUGACCUU
Messenger RNA from Juglans regia (Persian walnut), 1472 nucleotides. Its product is annotated as ribosomal protein L11 methyltransferase. The record is from RefSeq and is a predicted model, not a curated record. Gene Ontology annotation, biological process: peptidyl-lysine trimethylation. The coding region runs from base 91 to 1236 and encodes 381 amino acids. NCBI's taxonomy places the organism in Eukaryota, Viridiplantae, Streptophyta, Magnoliopsida, Fagales, Juglandaceae. The transcript has 7 exons. Gene Ontology annotation, molecular function: protein-lysine N-methyltransferase activity. Gene Ontology annotation, cellular component: mitochondrion.